Molecule: messenger RNA, 1437 nt
Organism: Cotesia congregata
Lineage: Eukaryota; Metazoa; Arthropoda; Insecta; Hymenoptera; Braconidae
Source: the annotation of a GenBank genome assembly
AUGUCUUCAAAGUGGAUUUUAAUAACCACAUUGUGCUAUUUAUUUAUUAAUAUUUCUAAAGCAACACCUCGUAACGCCAUAUUGAUGUUAGCUGAUGAUGCAGGAUUUGAAAUGCGUUCAUACAGAAAUAAAAUUUGCCAGGCUCCAAAUUUAGAUAAAUUAGCCAAAGAAGGAUUGAUAUUUAAUAAUGCUUAUACUUCAGUCAGUAGCUGUUCGCCUAGUCGGUCGGCAAUAUUAACCGGUCUACCGAGCCACCAGAAUGGUAUGUACGGAUUACAUCAAGGCGUCCAUCAUUUUCAAUCAUUUGACAAUGUUCAGAGUCUUCCGAAACUGUUGAAACAAAAUAAUAUUCGAACAGGAAUAAUUGGGAAAAAACACGUCGGUCCAAGUGAAGUAUUUUCAUUUGAUUAUUCACAAACUGAAGAAAACAACUCAAUAUUACAAGUCGGUCGUAAUAUUACUAAAAUCAAGCUGCUAGUUCGUGAAUUCUUGGCAGAAAGCAGAAGAACAAAUCAAUCCUUCUUUCUUUACGUAGCUUUUCAUGAUCCGCAUCGUUGCGGCCACACUAAUCCAGAGUACGGUAAUUUCUGCGAGAAAUUCGGAAAUGGAGAUGUAGGAAUGGGUACUAUACCCGACUGGAGUCCUAUAUACUAUCAAUGGGAGCAGGUCCAACUUCCAUACUUUGUCCAAGAUACAGAAGCUGCAAGACGCGACAUAGCGGCUCAAUAUACGACUAUUUCGCGACUUGACCAGGGUGUUGGGCUAGUCUUGAAAGAACUUGAGGACGUUGGGUUGAAAGACGAUACUCUGGUUAUCUAUACCUCUGAUAACGGGAUACCUUUUCCUAAUGGUCGUACUAAUUUGUACGAUCCCGGCAUGGCUGAGCCGAUGAUUAUUUCAUCGCCGUAUCAUAAAGAUAGGAGGAAUCAAGUUACUUAUAGUAUGACUUCGCUUCUUGAUAUCGCUCCUACUUUAUUAGAUUGGUUUAAUGUAAGUUAUCAAGCGGAUCCUUAUAAUUAUGAUACUCAUGAGAUAAAGUUGACUGGUAAAUCUCUCUUACCGCUUUUAGUUGAAGAACCUGUAGAAAAAGAUGGAAUAGUAUUUGCAAGUCAAACUCACCACGAAAUAACAAUGUACUAUCCAAUGCGUGAUUUACUAAAUCGAACUCGCUCAAAUAUGCCGCUGAGGUGGACUAAAAGCUUAAAUACUUAUUACAAUAGACCCGAGUGGGAAUUGUAUGACUUGAAAUAUGAUCCGGAAGAGUUGAAUAACAUCAUUAAUAAAUCAUCCAGCCAGCCGAUUUUCAAAGAAUUGUCAAUGAAAUUAUUCGACUGGCAAAAAGUAACUAAUGACCCGUGGAUUUGUGCCCCUACCGGAGUCCUCGAGCCUAUCGACGGCGAUAAAAAUAAUUUAAGAUGUAUGUCAACUGAUUUUUAA